CGAUGGGCGAUAGAUAGCGACGCUAGGCAAAGUCUGGAGUCUAGACAGUUUCCACAGAUAGAGGUUGCAGAACGGAAAUCGUGCUAGUCAUGGCGGGCCGAUCGACAACCGUUAUGAGGUCAAGAGCUCUCCCUACUGGUACUCACCUCCUCUCCAUACCUUGCUUCUGAAUGCUUCACCUAUCAUAAUGAGCGAAAAUUUCCGUGAUAUCUCCCCUAUCUGCCCUAUUGUUUGUCUCGCAUUUUUUUUUCUUUUAGAAAAAGAAAAUAAUAGAAGUCCACUUGUGUACCCACCACUCGAAUUACAACACCUGGAUCAGUCCAGGUCAUUUACCAUGGACUGUCCGGUCGAGCUCAAUAUAUGGAGUAGCUUCCCAGCUUCCCGGACACGGAGAAUAAAGCCGAGAAGUCAUGUGCAUGGGGAGUUCGAGCUCGGCAAAUUAGAAUCUCCCAUAUGGAAAGAUGAUCUGAGAGAAUGGUUCUAGCGUGAUGUUGACGAGGAAUUUUUGAUGAUCGAAAUGACUUUCUGACUUUGUACGAUUUCCAGUGAGGGUCAAGGGAUGCAAAGAAGCCAACAGAAGGCGAGUCGGAUAAUCCGGUCUCACUCCCCUCUCCAAAU
This is a messenger RNA of Aspergillus aculeatinus CBS 121060, 618 nucleotides long. RefSeq lists its product as uncharacterized. The coding region runs from base 188 to 484 and encodes 98 amino acids. The record is from RefSeq and is a predicted model, not a curated record. Lineage: Eukaryota; Fungi; Ascomycota; Eurotiomycetes; Eurotiales; Aspergillaceae. The transcript has a single exon.